AUGCAACUAAGUGACAGGGAAAAGGUUUCUUGUGCUGCACAUACACUGAAGAAGGAUGCUAAGAUUUGGUGGGAAGUUGUUAAGCAGACUAGAGAAGUGAAUCAGAUGACUUGGGCAGAAUUUGAACUGGUCUUUGAUGAAAAGUUUUAUAAUGAAGCUGUGUUGACUGCUAAAGUAAGUGAGUUCACUAAAUUACAACAAGGGAAUCUUUUAGUGGCUGAGUACGUCAGGACAUUUGACCAGUUAGCCAAGUUUGCACCAGACUUGGUUAACACUGAAAUUAGUAGAGUGAAUCGCUUCCUGGAGGUUCUGCAACCAGAAUUGGCUAGAGAUGUGGAUAUGGGACGUACAGGGCCUCUUUCUUAUGCUCAGGCUGUGGAGAAAGCUUUGAGAGCUGAACACAGGGAAGAAAAGAUAACAAAAGCUAAAGCUGCUAGUAGUAUGCCUCGUAGAGACACUCCAUUCAACAAAGAACAAAGUCGCUUUCACAAUGACAACAAAAGAGGGUCCCAGAAUUUCCAAUUUAGACAAGGACAGAAUAAGAAAUUUAAAGGAGAGUUGCACGAUUAUGAGGUGAUUUUGGGUAUGGAUUGGCUUUCAAAGUAUAAUGCCACUAUUGAUUGUAGAAAGAAAACAAUGAUAUUUAAGCCUUCGAAGGAAGAUGAGUUUAUGUUUAUUGGAAGGACAUCAAAAAGUUGCAUUCCUUUAAUUUCUGUUAUGAAGGCCAGGCAACUGUUGGAAAGUGGAUGUAUGGGUUAUCUCGCCAAUGUGGUUGACACUUAUAAGGAGCAAAAGUUAAAGCCAGAAGAUGUACCAGUAGUUAGAGAUUUCUUAGAAGUGUUUCCAGAAGAUUUACCGGGAUUUCCUCCAAACAGAGAAAUUGAAUUUGUGAUCGAGUUACUUCCUGCAAAUGUAGUUGCAGACGCACUGAGUAGAAAAUCUCAUGGUAAUGUGUCAUUUUUGAGGAAAUUGACAAGACCACUUCAGGAGGACAUGUGCAGAGCGGAGAUUGAGGUAAUCAUAGGAAGAUUAUCAGUAAUGACUAUUCAGUCUACCUUGUUAGAAAGUAUCAAACAAGGUCAAUGUGAGGAUCCUUACUUGGAGGAACAAAAAGGUGAAUUGGAAAGUGGGAAGGUCAAUGAGUUUAGUGUGUCAUGUAAUGGGAUGCUAAAGUUCAAGGAAAGAGUUUGUGUCCCUAAUGAUGAGGGGUUGAAAAGAGAAAUCCUUACCGAAGCUCACAAUACUUUGUAUUCAAUACCAAAGUGGAAAUGGGAAGAGAUUGCUAUGGAUUUUGUAGUUGGAUUUCCAAAGACUUCUAAACAACAUGAUGCUAUUUGGGUUAUAGUAUACCGAUAUACCAAAUCAACACACUUUCUUCUGGUACGCAUGACUUAUACUAUGGAUCAGUGGGCUGAAUUAUAUGUUCAAAAGAUUGUUAGACUACAUGGAGUGCCAGUAUCUAUAAUUUCAGACCGGGAUGCUCGAUUUACUUCAUUGUUUUGGGAAAGUUUGCAAAGAGCAUUAGGCACAAAAUUGAAGUUUACUACAGCAUAUCACCCCCAAUCUGAUGGACAAUCUGAAAGGACCAUUCAAACUCUUGAAGAUAUGAGUAGACAAAAGAGUUAUGUUGAUCGAAAGCGAAGAGAUGUGGAGUUCAACAUUGGGGACAAGGUAGCCUAUAGACUGGCAUUACCACCAUCAUUGUCAAAUUUCCACGAUGUUUUUCAUGUAUCAUUAUUGAGAAAAUACGUUCCAGAUCCUUCACAUGUGCUAAACUACGAGCCAAUAGAAGUUGAACAAGACCUAACAUAUGAAGAAAAACCAGUGAAAAUUCUUGACAGAAAAGAGAAAGAGUUGAGAAAUAAGAACAUUUCACUAGUGAAGGUAUUAUGGAGAAGUUCAAAUAUUGAGGAAAUGACAUGGGAACGGGAAGAUGAAAUGAGAUCCAAAUACCCAGAGUUAUUUGGGUAA
Humulus lupulus (European hop) is the source of this 1971-nucleotide messenger RNA. RefSeq lists its product as uncharacterized. The transcript has 6 exons. NCBI's taxonomy places the organism in Eukaryota, Viridiplantae, Streptophyta, Magnoliopsida, Rosales, Cannabaceae. The record is from RefSeq and is a predicted model, not a curated record. Gene Ontology annotation, biological process: DNA integration. Gene Ontology annotation, molecular function: nucleic acid binding. Bases 1 to 1971 code for a protein of 656 amino acids.